AUGGGUAACUCAAAUUCAACGACAUCAAAUAUUCCAAUGCUGUGUCAUGGAAUUUCCUCAUUCGAAGAAACUUCUCUUCGGGCGGUAUGGAACUUGUUGCCUGUCUUUCAAAGUCCACAAGAUUAUCGUUCCGCUAGCGUUACUACCAUGAUCAUCUUGAGCACAUCUGGCGAAGAUUGUUUGGCUCGAAGGGUUAACGUUACUCCUACUUGUUUGAGCAUCGUUGAUCGGUUGACACGGCAGAAAGGUGAAGAAGUCAGUGAAUCUUCUUCCGAUUCUUCAAGCGAUGAGUAUGAACGGCAUCUGAUGAGACGCGUUUCUCGCCAACCUAGCGAGCCCCUCAAACGCGUUGCUUUGAUUCCAUUUGGACUUACAGACCAUCGACUUCAGCAUACACAGAUCGCUAAAGGAGGUCUCUGGGUAGUUACUAGGGAGAAAUCUCGCAUUACUCAUGAGUAUCUUCACAAGGUCCUCAAGGGAAGGAAUCCUGCAGUCUAG
Molecule: messenger RNA, 498 nt
Organism: Sclerotinia sclerotiorum 1980 UF-70
Lineage: Eukaryota; Fungi; Ascomycota; Leotiomycetes; Helotiales; Sclerotiniaceae
Exons: 4
Coding region: 1-498 (165 amino acids)
Source: RefSeq, a predicted model, not a curated record